This is a messenger RNA of Vicia faba (fava bean), 1011 nucleotides long. The record is from the annotation of a GenBank genome assembly. NCBI's taxonomy places the organism in Eukaryota, Viridiplantae, Streptophyta, Magnoliopsida, Fabales, Fabaceae.
AUGUCUUCCGCCGGCGGCAACCACGACCUUCCCCCCGGCGGAAACUCCGACGAACUCCGCCAAUACUUUUGCCACCAGUGCGAACGCACAGCCUUCAUUUCAACCUCCACCGCCGAUCUAAUCUGUCCCAAUUGCAACAGCACCUUCCUUGAGGAACUCGAAGCUCCAAUCCCGAACCCUAACCCUAAUCCCAACCCUAUCCCUCCGUUUUUCUCCCACACCACCGACUUUCCCGCCGCUGGCUUCUCCUUUCCCCUCGUUUUCUCUGGUGGUGCCGCUCCUCAGCCAUUCAAUGAUCUCUCCGCCUUGUUGUCGUCGUCGUCUCCGUCUCAGUCUGCGCCUUUCGGCGACGCGUUUAACCCGGUUGCCUUUAUUCAAAACUAUCUCCAGAACAUGAGAGCGGGAGGAGGCAAUGUUCAGUUCUUCAUCAACGACGGCAAUGAUCCGGCUCCUCAGUUCCGGUUUCCCGGUAAUGCGAAUCCGGGGGAUUAUUUCUUUGGACCGGGGCUUGAGGAUCUGAUCCAGCAAUUGGCUGAGAACGAUCCGAGUCGGCGCGGGACUCCUCCCGCGUCAAAAUCUGCUGUGGAAAAACUACCUGUUAUCGAAGUUACCGGGGAGUUGCUGGAGUCCGAUUCGUCUCAGUGCGCGGUGUGCAAAGACACAUUUGUCCUUGGUGAAAAGGCCACGCAGAUGCCGUGUAAGCACAUUUAUCAUGCUGAUUGUAUCUUGCCGUGGCUGGAAUUGCAUAAUUCCUGCCCUGUUUGUCGUCAUGAGUUGCCAACAGAUGACCCUGAUUAUGAGCAGAGGGCUCGCAGCGGUGGAAGUGGUUCUGGUGCUGCUGGUGGAGAUGAUUAUGUGAGGAGGUUUAGGGUGUCUUUACCGUUUAUGCCAUUUAGGGCACCUUCUUCUGCUGCGGGGACAAGUAAUGCUGGGAAUGUUGACAACAAUGAUAACAACAAUAGCAAUAGUGAGCAAUCCAAUACCGAGACCAGACAAGAAGAUCUCGACUGA